AGGAAGGAUGGAUGAUUUUAGUUAUGAUUACGAGAUAAACUCUGACAGAGAAUGGAAUACAUUACAUACAAAAACACGCACCUUAUGGAUGAAUCCUUGUAGAAUUUUACCUCCAAUUCGUGAAGAAAUGAAUGAUGUAAUGGACGACAGUGACGAUGAGGACAGUAAUUUGAUUAGCUGGGGUUGUGGUGAGUUUGGUCAGCACGGACAUGGUAUUCAGGAAGAUAUUCCUAUUGAUGAUGGUUUAAUAGACAGGUUCACUAGAAACAGUCAAGUCAAGAUGGCAGCAUGUGGUGCAAGUCAUGUGAUAAUAGUAACUAAUGAUAACCAGAUACUUGGUUGGGGUAAUGGCAACAGUGGACAACUGGGUAAUGGCACAACAGAAACCAAUUGGCAUCCCAAACCUAUCUUCCUACUGGAUAACCAUAAACCUAAUCCACCUAUAGCAGGCGUGGCAUGUGGUGGCAGACAUACCAUGGUUUGGUUGACCAAUGGCAAUGUGUUCAGCUUCGGCAAUAACUUCUAUGCUCAACUUGGAUAUGACUUCAAAGAACAAAAUUAUAAAGAAAAUCAGGAUUUGAAGCUACCACCAUUAGGUAGAAAAUAUUGUGAUAACAACUAUGUAUAUGAGAAACAAUCACAUCGUCCUGACCAGACAAGUCCACAUUUACUCAAGUUCCUGGUAUAUAGACCAGUUGUGCAGGUUUCCUGUGGAGAGAAACAUUCUGUGUUCAGGUUUCAAGGCGGGUCAAUAGCCUGCAUUGGGUGCAAUACUCAUGGUCAGAUUGGUUCAGAUAACAGAGAAGAAGCAGUGGUUCCAAGGUUCCUUGAUAUAAAUCAACCAAUCAGAUUCAUAGCUUCUGGUGCUAAUCAUAACUUAGCUAUAACAGGUGAAGGUCAAGUUUAUCAGUGGGGAUAUGGAAAAUCAUGUGGAGACAAGAACAAACAUCUCUUGUCACCAACACUGGUGGAAAAACUGUCAAAUGUGGUCAGAGUGGCUGCUGGGGCUCAUCACAGUAUGGCAUUAACAGCCUCUGGAUCUGUGUAUGUUUGGGGAUCAGGAGUAGAUGGUCAGUUAGGACUCGGAGAUAAAGUCUUAUUCCAUACCACACCUAAAAGACUAAAAGAUUCAAGUUUACACAGAAAAGUCACCUACAUCUCAUCUGGAGAAUGCUACAGUGCUGCUAUCACAGAAAAUGGCAAGUUGUACAUGUGGGGUAAAAAUAGCCAUUGUAUAUUACCUAACAGACCAACGUCUUUUAAGAUCUGGACACCAUUCUGUGUAAAUACUGGACUAACGACUGUCACUACUAUCAGCUGUGGGUCCUGGCAUUCUGUAGCAUUAACUGGUAUACCAGAUCCAGUUUCCUAUUAUACUGACGGAAAAUCAGAUAUAACGGAAGUGGAAAUACAACCAGGCAAAAUGGUGGAUGUUAAUGGGAGUAACAGACACAAGGAUAGUGAUGAUACUUCAGAAGAAAGUGAAGAUGAUUUUAAAGAAAAGUUACCAAAUAUUGCCCCACGGGAAACAGCAUUAGAUGGAGAAGUCAUUUUAUCUGUAACAGUCGAAUAUCCUGAAGAAUUAUUACACAAACGUUUAGUAAACAGUCCUUCCCUAUCUAGUGAACAGAAAUGGCAACAAAAUGUUCAGGAGAAACAAGAAACAGACAGAUCAAGACUUGUUAUACAGAUGCCGUCAGAGGCAAAACCUCAUUUUAUAGAUGCUUCGACUUCUCCUAUACCAUUUAGUAGUUCAGAAUCAGAAAGUGAUGGAGCGUUACAUUCUAGUCGUAUUCUUGCUAAAUUAGACAAUAUAGACGAUGAUCGUGUAGAUAAGCUCGCUAAUACUCCGUCACAAAAAUCUGUGUCACGUUAUCCGUUAUUCUUUGACAGACAGAAAACAAAUGCACUCAAAGAACAACCAUCAUCAGUCGUGCAGUUCAGUAAAACAAACGCUGAAAAUUACACGCUGCCAAGAGAAAAUACAAACUUUAGUUGUAAACAAAUUGAUUUGACAGAAUUAGAAGUUAUUAAGACAAUACAUGACUUAAAAUCACAAGAGAAAAUUGUUCGGGCAAAUUUGAUAAAUGAAACUGGCCAGACAUUUAUUGAGUCGCCUGUCAGCAAAUUAUGUUCCGACAAUAAAAUGAGAGACAAACUUUUUACCAGAUCUUCAGAAAAGUCUUCACCUACUUUGGACAAUGGUAGAAUUAUUGAUAGUCCAAUUCAGAAAACUGGUCGCCACAGUGAUACAGCCAUUUUGAAUUUGGCAAUGAGGGACAGAUUGUCUGUUACGAAAUCUCAUCGGAGUGUAGAAAGUGCCUUAGCUGAAUAUUACUCAUUAGAUGAUGGAAGGUGGCCACUUAAGCAGUCAAACAGUAUUCCUAAGAAAGGGGAUGCUGAUUUUGGAGUAAGUUGUGGUUUAACAUUUAUUUAAAAGAAAAACUUUUCACUGCACAGUCAAGUUACCUGGAUUUUUUUAUAUUUUUUAUGCAUGUAUGGUUAUGGGAUUCAUAGAUAAUGCCAGGAAAGUAGUUAAGUAACUUCAAUUGACACAUAAUUUGUUUUAAUAUACAAUUCACAAUAAGUCACAAUUAUUUUUACUAAUUGUAUGGUAAAAAUUAAUCCAUUUUAAUUUUGACAUUUAUUUUUGAAAUUUUGUUUGUAAUAUUUGCUAGUAUUAUAACUGCUACUUUGAUUGAGACUUAAUAAAAAAAAUAAACAGUUUAUUUGAAAAUAUGUGAUGUUGAAUUCACUGAUUUUAUUGUAAAUUUAACCUUUUAAAGUCAAAAUAACCUAGAAUUAUAAAUAUUGACUUGAUUUGAAAUCCUUUAUAACUUUGUCCAGUAAUUAGAGUCGGGGAUAAUGAUUUUAAAUGCUUUGUACUGUAAACAUGAUUUGAUGUGUUUAGCCAUUUAGUGAUUAAAAUUUGAAAAGAAGUGUUGAAAUACAAGACCGAGUUAUAUUGACUUGUUAAUUUAAUUCCAAUUUUCUCUUGACAAUUGGAUUCAAUUAUUGGUCAUUGAAACUUAAUCACAUGUAUCACCAAUCUGUUAAUUAACUCGUCCUACACAAUUAUAUCAGCAAUUCUACACUUAAAUUGAAGUUUUUGGUAGAAAAUUGAUUUUCCAAGCCCUGGUAAAACCCUUGUGUCAUUGAGUUGACAUCAAUGUUAAAACUUUGUCACUUGCAUCACACAUUGUAUUUUUAGUAAUUUUUUUUAUGAAAGCAUAUUGUUUUACAAGGCAAAUUGCCAAGAAAAAAGUAACUUUUAGAUUUAAGUCUCCUAUGAAAUUUUUACUAAAAUACUUUGAUAGACUGAUAAAAAUGUAUAUUUAAGUAUAAAUAUUUGAAGAAAAUACGAAGUGUCGUAAAGCUGUGGAAUUUUUUUCAACAAAUGGUUCCAAUAGCAGGAUGCUUUGUAUAUAAGUCAGUUCAUAGAAUCGGUACUUUCCCACAAACUCUGGUAAAAACCUGCUGUAAAGAUAUAGAUAAAGACCAGUAUAAUCUAAUCUAAGUUUUUUUUUUUAAAUUGUUUUAGCGGUUUAGCUCUUAAACUUUGGUGUUUUUCAUUAAACAUGAUUCAGAACUCAUACCAGCUUUAGUUUUGACCAAUGUUGGCCUCUUGGGAGUUCUGACCUAUUUAUGGCCUCUUGGGCAUAUUUUUUUUUAAUUGACAAUAGAAAUUAUAUUCAACUUGGUUAAUGAAAUUCGUUAACUGCUUGAAACAAUUUAAUUUAUUUAGCAUAAUGUCGAUCUUUGAUUAAUAAAUUCAUAACAAUUGAAGAUCUUUUAUGAUAAUAAAACCCCCAUAAAAUUGAAAAAUGAAUAUUACAUGCCUUCCCUGUAUAUUGGCUGAUAGUUAUCAAACAUGGACAAUACCUUUCUCAGAUCAGUGAAUACAAGCUGGAUUUUGAGAUACAUGAAUAUUAAAUAAUUUAUAAAGUUUUAUCCUUAUUAAGAUUAGUGAUAUAAUAUUGUGAUUUUACUGUGUCACAUUCAAUCGUUAUAGUAACUGAACUAUAAUAUGCUGUCUAAAACUGAUUUCUGUUUCGGAUAACAUUCAAAACAUUUUUUCAGUUGUAAAAAAUUAUAUUGAAUAAUUGAUGCAAGAUGUGUAAACAUUAACAGUUGACUUGCCUCUAAUUAUAAAGAUUUAACGUCAUUUAAGCAUGUUUUCGAUUCCCCACCGAUACCUUGACAAUUACGUUUUUUUACUCCAUUGAUCUUUUAAAGGUGUGAUCUGUUUUUUACUGUUUGGAAAUCAGUUGAUAAUGGCUUCCUAUUCAAUUCCUACUCAUUUGUUUUGUAUGAUAUACUAGAUUAGCCGAUAGGAAAUUACCGCAAAUUUUCUAAUUUCCGUUUCUGUAAAGUUGUGAUAUCAGUUUAGGUAACGUUGUCAGAUGAGACAGUCUUACCUGGGUUAAUCAGUGUGUUGCAGAAAAUAUGACCACACUGACUGACUGUAGAACUUAACCAAUGGCAGAACUUGACACGGCCAUGCAAUCCAAUAUACAGUUAUCUGUGUGUCUGCGACUGAUUUAACUUAUUACAUAAUUUUAAGCACCAGGGCAGUUAAAGAUUAGGCAUUGUAAUGAAUUUUUUAUGCUUAUAGAAAUUUGAGCUCUACAAAAGUGUACAUGACUAAAUUUAUUUAAUUGUUACAUUGUAUCUCCAUGACAAGUUGGAAUAUUCAAAUUGACACCCAACUACUUAAAUGGACUUAAUGGUAGUUUAUAUAUUGAAACCAAAAAGGGCAUUGAUACCUGCACAUAAAUAUAAUGGAACCUAGAAUUUUUAAUCAGCUUAUCAGUUUUGAAUGAUCCAUGAAUGCUUGAUAAUUAUGGAUAAAAUGGAAAUUUGAUGCAAUUUAUACCCAAUCUUCAAUAUUUACAAGUCUCAAAUUUGAUUACAGUUUGAAUUUUAAUGAUAUGCCUUUGUUUAAAUACAUUUGGAUAUUAGAGCUGUAUGAUUCAUGGAUCAAUGUUUUUUUAUACAUUUUAUUCACUGCAUCAGACACAACUGAAUUAAGAUUACAAUAUUUAUACUGAAAAUGAUGUAAAUUAGAUAAUCAGUGUAAAUAUAGUCAUCAACAUAUGUAUAGCACGUUAACUCUUUAUGGCAUAGUAAAUAUAAUCAUCAACAUAUGUAUAGCAGGUUAACUCUCUAUGGCAUAGUAAAUAUAGUCAUCAACAUAUGUAUAGCAGGUUAACUCUCUAUGGCAUAGUAAAUAUAGUCAUCAACAUAUGUAUAGCAGGUUAACUCUCUAUGGCAUAGUAAAUAUAAUCAUCAACAUAUGUAUAGCAGGUUAACUCUCUAUGGCAUAGUCAUCAACAUAUGUAUAGCACGUUAACUCUCUAUGGCAUAGUAAAUAUAAUCAUCAACAUAUGUAUAGCAGGUUAACUCUCUAUGGCAUAGUAAAUAUAGUCAUCAACAUAUGUAUAGCAGGUUAACUCUCUAUGGCAUAGUAAAUAUAGUCAUCAACAUAUGUAUAGCAGGUUAACUCUCUAUGGCAUAGUAAAUAUAAUCAUCAACAUAUGUAUAGCAGGUUAACUCUCUAUGGCAUAGUAAAUAUAGUCAUCAACAUAUGUAUAGCAGGUUAACUCUCUAUGGCAUAGUAAAUAUAAUCAUCAACAUAUGUAUAGCAGGUUAACUCUCUAUGGCAUAGUAAAUAUAGUCAUCAACAUAUGUAUUGCAGGUUAACUCUCUAUGGCAUAGUAAAUAUAGUCAUUAACAUAUGUAUAGCAUGUUAACUCUUUAUGGCAUAGUAAAUAUAAUCAUCAACAUAUGUAUAGCAGGUUAACUCUCUAUGGCAUAGUAAAUAUAGUCAUCAACAUAUGUAUAGCAGGUUAACUCUCUAUGGCAUAGUCAUCAACAUAUGUAUAGCAGGUUUACUCUCUAUGGCAUAGUAAAUAUAGUCAUCAACAUAUGUAUAGCAGGUUAACUCUCUAUGGCAUAGUAAAUAUAAUCAUCAACAUAUGUAUAGCAGGUUAACUCUCUAUGGCAUAGUAAAUAUAAUCAUCAACAUAUGUAUAGCAGGUUAACUCUCUAUGGCAUAGUCAUCAACAUAUGUAUAGCAUGUUAACUCUCUAUGGCAUAGUAAAUAUAGUCAUCAACAUAUGUAUAGCAGGUUAACUCUCUAUGGCAUAGUAAAUAUAAUCAUCAACAUAUGUAUAGCAGGUUAACUCUCUGUGGCAUAGUGUUGUAAAUCUUAGGAUUUUUUUAUAGUUUCAACCAUUUUUGCAAGAUAUGUGAACAUUACAUGUAGAAUCCUGCUUUAUUUUUUUGCGUGAACCCCAUAUAUAUAAAUUAGUGAGUUUUGGUAGCUUCUAUGGGCCAUUCAGAUAUGCUCGGAAAACAAGAUUCUCGGAACUUCUCGAAAAUGUUUGAUCAAUUCAUUAAUACAGGUAGUUAUUUAUGUCUUUAAUAUGGUCCCUCUAUGGAAAGGCUAUCACGUGAAAUUGUAUAGUUCAACUAUCAAGGUUCAUUUGUAGAUCUGAAAGUAAAAGAGAUUGAUAAGAAAAAAAAUGUCCAUCAGUAAGACUUGACGUUUGUGUUUAUUGAUAGCAUAUUUUAAAUUUUCGGAAUAAGAUUUAUUAACAGGAAUGUAUGUUAAUUCUUUUUGUUUUAAAUUGUUCAACCUUAUAGCAUUUGAAUCUUUGCAAUAUGGUGCAAUUCUGAAAACUCUAUAUGCAUAGUGUUUACCAGCUCUCCUAAACAAGUCUUGGUCACAUCAUUUACAUUAUAUUACACUCCGUUUACUAGACACAACAACAUCACAUUUAAAAUCUGAAUUGACAACAAUAUUGGUUUGCGUUCAUACAUUUUCUGGAUUAAAUGGGCAAUGAUUGGUUGAUUGAUUUAUUGGUGUUUAAUACAACUUUUAGCUCUAUUUUACUAUUUCGUGGCAUUUAGUUUUUGUUGGUGGAGGAAGCCGGAGUCCCAAAAGAGAACCAGCGAUCUUCUAUAGGAAAACUGACAAUCCUAGUCAAUUAAGAUUGGGGUCAAGCACACCUGCCAUGUACAGGAUUCGAACUCACAAACUCUGUGUUGACAAUCUAGUGAUACAGUAGUUUCGACUACUUAGACCACUCGGCCACCGAAGCCACUAAAGGGCAAUGAAUAGUACGGAGUUAAACCACUUGAGAUAGGUAGUUUGACAGCCGAAUUCAAUUAACAUUAGAUUUGAGCCUAGAAUAGAUAUUCGUAUGAUAAAGACUGAAAACAUAUUCUAAUCUAGAAUAUCAGUGCAUAUGCUUUCCAUUUACUAUUUCUUGUACAAGAAAACCACAUGCAUGCAUAGAUACUCAUUUCACUCGCGAAAUGUGAAUUUUCCCAUUUCUAAUUUUAAUUCAGGACACGACAGUUAGAGCUUGACAUGUGACUUUGAAGACUCUAGUAUUCUGACCUCUAGUUGUUUCUCUUCUUUUUCUUUUUUUGAGUGACUGUCCUAUCAUAAACUUUUAAAUUUUCAAAAAACUAAGGAUUUUCUACCCAAGGAAUAGAUUACUUUAGCUGCAUAUGGCAAAAACCAUUCGGAAUUUUGGGUCCUCAAUGCUCUUCAACUUCGUGCUUUACUAUUUACAACUAAAAUCAAACAGUGCUUUUUAUUGACUUAUGCAAGAAUCUAAACACAGUUACACAUUUUCAAAAUAUGUUUUAACAUCACCAUUACCUUAUUCUAUUCACAGUCAAUUAUUUCAAAUCAAAAGCAAAAAAAUUCAGCAAUAAUUAUUUGGUGACCAGUCAGAGGUCUGGGGUUCACGUAUUGCUUUUCUUUUUUGAAAGAAAGCAACUUGUUUUUAAAUCAUUUAGACAUAAUGGCCCAUGUUGAAAUAGUUUUCUAAAGGUAUGCAUGCUAGUAUAUAUAUUAUUUAUUCUGAUUAUACAGAAACGUAUGCCCAGCUUUGUAAGGAGACAGAAGCUGAAAAUAUCCCGGUCCGACACAGUAAUUGGACCAAUCAAAUCACCAAGUAAGAUGCCAACAACUAAUCAUAUACAGAGAUAUUCAAAUGUGCAUAAUCCAAUAAACUCUCAAAAAACAUCGGAAUAUAAGUCAAAAAUAAGAAUUCCAGUUCCUAGACAAGUAAGCAUUCCAGUUGGAAGGGAACAACAACAAAAAACAAAUAAUUUACGUGUGGAGGGAGUUACAAGAAAAAAAAUAAUGUAUUCAAGUGCUUCGUCCUGGAGAAGUCGGGAACAGAAUGGUAUGCUUGAUAUGUCAAACUCUUGCCAGUCAGGCUCGCCAUUAUCUAUAGAUUUACAGAACAAACAAAAAGGUGGUGAAAUAAAUGGUCAAAUUCAUAGAGAAAACACCAAAAAACUGUUCAAUGGACAUGUGAAAAGUCCUAGUGUUUAUUCCAAAGGUGUCUCACCUAUGAAAAGGAGAUCUAAAACAACAAUAGGCACGGCAUUUAAUAUGGAACAUUUUCACACAGCAAUGGAUUUUGAUAGUGAUUUGAAAAUUGAUUCUCAAGUUGAAACAUCAGAACAAAAUGGACAAGCUUUAACAUCGGUAUCACAAAUGAUUUAGAGAUCAGAUCUGAGACCAAAGUCUCACUCAGGAAGUACUCGUACACAUUCAGCGCCUUCACGUAACAUAAAUUUACAGUUAAGAAAACUGACUGAGCUUUCUAGUCUAAAACUACUGGGUCAUUUCUAACAAAAAUCUUAACAUAUUGCUAUAUAUUAAUGCUUUGUGAUACUUAGAUGGCAUCCCAUAGAUUUUAUUACCUUUGUAAGUGACAUGUUUCAUGUAUUUUUGCUUAAUGUGUACUAUAUGGGGUACCUGCCCCUGUAUCAAAUUAAAAAGUUUUAACCAAAUUACUUGUUAUAGGUCAAAUUAACCUGUAUAAGCUACAUACAUUAAAGAAUGUUUGUUUUUAAAAAAUCACAUCUCAGUAAAAUGUUAUGGCUUAAUUUGGAUAGAUUCAUUACAGCAGUCACUUUCAUAAUCAUCAUUUGAUAAACAUCAAAUGAAAUAGACCGAUCUUAAGAAAAUUGCCUGUUAAUCCUGAAAUUCUCAGGGCUGCCAUAUUAUACUGUAAUGAAUUUAAUUGCUAUGUGCUAGGGCAUUGGAAAAAAAAAUAUCAUCUUAAUAUUACAGAUUGUUUUGUCUGGUAAUCAUGGUAAUAAAAUACAAUAAAUGAAACUUACAUAUUUUUUUAACAAUUUUUUUUAUUGUGACAAUUAGAUUUUCAAAAAAUGCAAAAGUCAAAUUUUAUGGUUUCUUAUUAUGUUUGGGGUUUUUGGUUUUUUUUUUUAUAAAAUUGUGAAAAAUUGUUUUUGAACUUGCUAUAAGCAGAUUUGAUGCUGUGUCAUCUAAGAUAUGUUUUCAAAGAAAUACAUGUAAACAGCAUGAAAUUUAAGGAUAUACCAUGGUAACAAUAUACUAAUUCUGUGCCAAAAAAUGAUGUAUGCAGUGAUAUUAAUUAAAGUGCUCUAAUGAA
Mytilus californianus (California mussel) is the source of this 9449-nucleotide messenger RNA. RefSeq lists its product as uncharacterized. The transcript has 17 exons. The record is from RefSeq and is a predicted model, not a curated record. Bases 8 to 2437 code for a protein of 809 amino acids. NCBI's taxonomy places the organism in Eukaryota, Metazoa, Mollusca, Bivalvia, Mytilida, Mytilidae.